UGGGCGCUGCUAACACAUUCGAAGUCCACUCACACUCCAUCCCACCAGCCAUGGAUUCCAGAGACAAAGGCUCGCCUCCGCCGAAGCCCUCCAAGUUCUCAGUGUACCAGAACCCAUCCUUCUCCGCUGCCCUCACCGCCAAUAGCCUCCGCCCUUCCAAGCAUGCAGUCCUCUGCAUCUUCUCUCUCUCCUCCGCUACCGCCGUGGCCUUCAUUGCGAUGUUCUCCAGGGAAAAUGGAUUUAUUGACAAUUUGAAGCUCAAAAGUCUUUCCCAAGAGGCAGCCUAUUUGUUUGUCAAAGUAAUACAUACCGUGGUGGGCUUAGUAUUUUUGGGAACUCUAUUUGCACUCUUCAGAGCCAUCUCAUUGAGAAAUGCCGCUGUCGUGCCAACUAAAUCUCCCUCAAAAGGAAAUGGCGAUAAAAAACCCCUUACAAAUCGCCAAUUAGGACUUUUGGGAAUUAAGCCAAAGGUUGAACAAGUCGUAUCUGAGUCUUCGAAGAAACCUCCCAAGUCCAAACCCCACAUGUCUUCUCCUUCAGAUGUGCUUGUUCCACUUCAUCAGCCUAUCACCAGUUCAAGUCGUGUGUCCCGACUUGGCAUGGAUAAGUCAAACACCAGUGGAGGAACUAAGAUGGGAUCUAUCAGUAACACUUCUAAAUCACCUGGUUCUUCAUCUUCUUUGUAUCUUGUGUCAGGGGGUGUUUCACCAUUGUCUUCUGUCCAGAAUUCACCCGGAGUGGAUUCAGUCCUCUCCACCCCUUGGUCAAGCAAGCGAGCCUCUACAAGAGAGAUAAUGUCAGAAGAACAAUUUGAACAGUUCUUGGCAGACGUGGAUGAGAAAAUCACGGAAUCAGCAGGGAAACUGGCAACUCCACCACCCACCAUUAGAGGCUUUGGUGUAACCAGUCCCAGUUCAGCUAAUACAUCUGGAACUACUAGGAGUACACCAUUGAGGCCUGUCAGGAUGUCUCCAGGUUCCCAGAAGUUCAGCACUCCCCCAAAGAAAGGAGAGGGUGAGCUUCCUCCACCUAUGUCCAUGGAAGAAUCAAUUAAUGCAUUUGAGCGUUUGGGAAUAUAUCCUCAAAUUGAGCAGUGGCGUGACAACCUCAGGCAGUGGUUUUCUUCGGUUUUGCUUAAUCCCCUGCUUAACAAGAUUGAAACCAGUCAUAUUCAGGUAAUCCAAACAGCUGCCAAACUUGGGAUGCCGAUCACAGUUAGUCAAGUUGGAAGCGAUUUGCCAACUACUAGAAGUGCUACUGUGUCUUCAAUGGAUGGGACUAAGGAAUGGCAGCCAACAUUAACUCUUGAUGAAGAUGGACUUCUGCAUCAAUUGCGAGCUCGUCUUGUCCAGGCUAUUGAUGCUUCCACCUCCAAGCCUCAAUUCAGUCUGCAACAAACCCCACCACAAAAUGCAUUGGUCCCUCUUAUGCAGGAGUGUCUGGAUGCUAUCACUGAACACCAGAGGCUUCAUGCAUUAAUGAAGGGAGAGUUGAUUAAGGGUCUGCUACCACAGAGCAGUAUUCGAGCAGAAUAUACAGUACAAAGGAUUCGAGAGCUUGCUGAAGGAACAUGCUUGAAGAAUUAUGAAUAUCUUGGAAGUGGAGAGGUAUACGAUAAAAAGAACAAGAAGUGGACUCUUGAACUGCCAACUGAUUCUCACUUGCUCUUGUAUCUGUUCUGUGCUUUCCUGGAGCAUCCAAAAUGGAUGCUGCAUGUUGAUCCUACAUCCUAUGCUGGUGCUCGUUCGAGCAAAAAUCCCUUAUUCUUGGGAAUCCUACCUCCGAAAGAAAGGUUUCCUGAGAAGUACAUAGCCGUUGUAUCUGGUGUCCCUUCUGCUGUCCACCCAGGAGCUUGUGUACUCGCAGUUGGAAGGCAAAGUCCACCAGUUUUUGCCUUGUAUUGGGAUAAGAAAUCACAACUUUCUCUUCAGGGAAUGACAGCAUUGUGGGAUUCCAUAUUGCUUCUAUGCCACAGGAUUAAGGUUGAGUAUGGGGGGAUUGUUCGGGGCAUGCAUCUUAGUUCUUCAGCCCUAAGCAUCCUCCCUGUUCUGGACUCAGAAAUGGAAGACUGAUGGACCCAAAACAUUUCCUUGCAAUUGCCUUCUAUGCAUUACCAAAUGGACUCGUGAACAUAUCAACAACUCAAGGCAUUUGUUUCAAUGCUGAACUGCUGGAGAGGACUGUUUGGAGCUUGUUUAACGUUUUUUGAUGUUGGAUGAUUCUGCAGACAAUUGACUUGGAUUAUUUGGAGAUUAUUCUUUCAGCCGGCAGAUGAUUGACUUUGAUACCUGAGAUUCGGCAUCUCCAUAGUCACAAGUUGGAUUCCGUUUUGAUGAGAUAGAUGAGAAGAAAUGAAUUGGAUUUGAGAAAAUGAAUAGGUUAGUUCAACAAGAAAAAGAAAAAAACUAUUCAAUAUAUUUUGUAUGGAUUUAAAGUAUUAGAACAAUGUCAUAUCUUAUUUCCA
Messenger RNA from Pyrus x bretschneideri (Chinese white pear), 2464 nucleotides. RefSeq lists its product as uncharacterized. The record is from RefSeq and is a predicted model, not a curated record. Gene Ontology annotation, cellular component: membrane. The transcript has 7 exons. Bases 51 to 2072 code for a protein of 673 amino acids. Lineage: Eukaryota; Viridiplantae; Streptophyta; Magnoliopsida; Rosales; Rosaceae.